Molecule: messenger RNA, 1245 nt
Organism: Limulus polyphemus (Atlantic horseshoe crab)
Lineage: Eukaryota; Metazoa; Arthropoda; Merostomata; Xiphosura; Limulidae
Product: 2-oxoglutarate-dependent dioxygenase mpl2-like
Exons: 1
Coding region: 1-1245 (414 amino acids)
Molecular function (GO): dioxygenase activity
Source: RefSeq, a predicted model, not a curated record
AUGUCGCCGCAUAUGUUAAGGACUUUAGUGAUCCCCGUUUUCUUUCUUUUGACUUCUACAAGUGUUUGGAGUGGUAGAUAUGCAGUGUUUGAUUCUAAAACAAAGUCUGUUUACGAAUUUUGUCCUGGAAAUACAAUCUGCACACCGGAGGUAGCCCCAAACAUGGAAAAGACAGAAUCGUUCCAAACGCUAUCAGAAGAUCUUCUUCCUUUAGCUGUAAUCGACAUGGAGGAGGCACAGGAUAAACCACAGAAAGUUUCCGCUCAAAUUAUUGAAGCUAUGGAAACUGUGGGGUUUAUGUAUAUAAAGAACAUCCCAGACUAUAAUGAAGAUAGCUUGUUUAAUCUCACUAAAUGGUUCUUUAAUUUACCGGUUGAUGUGAAACGCCAGGUCACUCGGCAUGUUUGGAAUAAAGCCAACAACAACAUUAUAUAUCGUGGCUUUUUUCCCGUCAUUCCUGAAUGGACGUCGUACAAAGAAGGAUUUGAAAUUGGUGGUUUUAACAACAUCACAAAACGGAACAAGGUAAGAACGGUUCGAGAUACUCUGUAUGAAGGUAAUGUUUGGCCCAAUUCUUCUGAUCCAGUUGCAUCUACAAAUUUUAGGAUAUCGAUGGAGACUUUUUUUGGGGUUUACCAUCGACUAUCUCUAGAUGUAUUACGUCUUGUAGAAUUAGGCCUUGGAUUAAAAAAAUCUCAUUUAACAUCAAUGUUUGAGUCGAAUCCAUUGUCGACUCUACGUCUAAUCCAUUACCCCCCGCGUCCAUUGCAACAUACCCCCAAAUCGGCCACAGAUGGCAACGUUGUUUUACAAUGUGAUAAACAUGCUGAUUCUGGGUUUUUUACUUUUCUAUCGACUUUUCAUUACAGUGGACUGCAAAUACAAGGCUCAAAUAACAACUGGAUAAAUAUCCCUCCUCUAAAGAAUGCUCUUAUAGUUAACAUAGGACUAAAUAUUGCUAAACUUACUGAGGGAAGGUUUAAGCCAACAAUUCACCGAGUUAUUGAUCUAGGAAUUAGCAGAUAUUCUGUGCCAUUUUUUUUAGAACCACAUUUUGAUGCAGAUAUGAGCAAUUCUCUCUUUGGAACUCCAGUGGAAGGAACAGCGAAAAAUCUGAAAUAUGGAAUGUGGUUGAUAAACAACACAGCCCAGUAUGCUGAAAAUGCCCAUACUGACUGGGGAAUUCCAGAAGAAGAACUCGCCUCUGAUUAUCAGACAAAUUCACAUGUGUAUGAUGAACUUUGA